Doryrhamphus excisus (bluestripe pipefish) is the source of this 1294-nucleotide messenger RNA. Lineage: Eukaryota; Metazoa; Chordata; Actinopteri; Syngnathiformes; Syngnathidae. The record is from RefSeq and is a predicted model, not a curated record.
AUCUUUGUCCCGAGUGUGUCCAGAGUGAAUUAACUUAUCACGGCAAGUAAACGCUGCGAUAACAAUGUUAGUACUAUGCAUGUCUGGCCAGAUAUCUUACUCGUGUUCUGCUGUGUACUUUACGCCGCACGUUGUUGAAAGGUUUCUAAAUGGAUGUGCUUAGCAGUCAUCAGACCCCAGCCCCGCCUCAUCCAUCAUGGAAGCCAACAGCACGGCGGACAUCUUGAGCUCGGCCUACCUGGCAGCGGAGUACGUGGACGCCGUCCUGCCGGGGAACCCCCUGCAGCCGUCACUGAAGCACGCCUGGGCCUACAUGCUGGACAACUACACCAAGUUCCAGAUCGCCACCUGGGGCUCCCUGGUGGUGCACGAGCUCAUCUACUUCCUAUUCUGCCUGCCCGGCUUCCUCUUCCAGUUCAUGCCCUUCAUGCAGAAGUACAAGAUCCAGCAGGACAAACCAGAAACGUGGGAGAACCAGUGGAGAUGUUUCAAGAUGUUGCUCUUCAACCAUUUCUGCAUCCAGCUACCUCUCAUCUGUGGCACGUACUACUUCACCGAAUUCUUCAACAUCCCCUACGACUGGGACUCCAUGCCGCGCUGGCCGUACAUCCUGGCCCAGUGUUUGGGCUGCGCGGUGGUGGAAGACACGUGGCACUACUUCCUCCAUCGGCUGCUCCACCACCGCAGGAUCUACAAGUACAUCCACAAAGUCCACCACGAGUUCACGGCGCCGUUCGGCAUGCAGGCGGAGUACGCCCAUCCUGCCGAGACGCUCAUCCUCGGGGCCGGUUUCUUCAUCGGCAUCAUGAUCUUCUGCAACCACGUCUUCUUCCUGUGGGCCUGGGUGGCUUUCCGUCUGCUGGAGACCAUUGACGUGCACAGUGGCUACGACAUCCCAAUCAACCCGCUGCACCUGCUCCCGUUCUACGCCGGCUCCCGCUUCCACGACUUCCACCACAUGAACUUUGUGGGCAACUACGCCUCCACCUUCACCUGGUGGGACAAGCUGCUGAAGACUGACAGCCAGUACAACAAGUAUUUGCACAAGAAGGAGCAGUAAAGAAGAGGAUCUGGAUGGAAGGUCUUCUGUAGGCAGCAGCAGACUCCAAUAAAAACCUCUAUAUUCUUCUUUUGCUACUUUAUUUGGUCUUUAAGUGAGGAAGAACACAUACAAGAAACUCUAUAGACUCUGCACUUUACAGCACUGCCUUUUUUUCAUCGUCUUUGUGGUGAUCAGCCAUCUUGGAUUUGUUUGGUGUGUUUUCAUGUGGGAAUAAACGUGUUUGAUAAAGUC